Messenger RNA from Syngnathoides biaculeatus (alligator pipefish), 2815 nucleotides. RefSeq names its product phosphopantothenoylcysteine decarboxylase (gene ppcdc). The record is from RefSeq and is a predicted model, not a curated record. Gene Ontology annotation, cellular component: phosphopantothenoylcysteine decarboxylase complex. Gene Ontology annotation, biological process: coenzyme A biosynthetic process. Gene Ontology annotation, molecular function: FMN binding; phosphopantothenoylcysteine decarboxylase activity. Lineage: Eukaryota; Metazoa; Chordata; Actinopteri; Syngnathiformes; Syngnathidae. Bases 109 to 735 code for a protein of 208 amino acids. The transcript has 5 exons.
AUUUGUUUGCGGAAGUUGAAGCGGUUGGAAAGAAUCCAUAGAAGUAGUAACUCUUCCCUUGAGCGUAAACAGGGAUACGGAGUGGUUCACCUGCGGCGUGAUGCCAACAUGCAGACGGAUGAAGAUGAGUUUCAUCCUCAAAACGACUUUGUGAAGACUUCCGGGAGUUUUUGCGUGCUCGUUGGAGUGACUGGAAGCGUUGCUGCCCUGAAACUUCCCGUUUUAGUCUCUGAACUUCUUCAUCUCCCCGGGGUGGAUGUAAGAGUGGUCACCACUGAACAUGCCCAGCAUUUCUAUAAGCCUGAAGAAGUUCCCGUAAAAGUUUAUAGUGACAAAGAUGAGUGGGAGAUGUGGAGUGAGAGAUCUGACCCGGUGCUACACAUUGAGCUCAGACGCUGGGCGGACCUGCUCGUCAUCGCCCCCCUGGAUGCAAACACGCUCGGAAAGAUUGCUAACGGCAUUUGCGAUAACCUGCUGACGUGCGUGGUGAGAGCCUGGGAUACGAGUCGCCCCCUCCUCUUCUGCCCUGCGAUGAACACCGCUAUGUGGCAGCAUCCCAUCACAGCCCAGCAAGUACACAGGCUGAAAGAGUUUGGCUACGUAGAAAUCCCCUGCAUUGCGAAGAAGCUGGUGUGUGGAGACAAAGGCAAAGGCGCCAUGGCAGAGGUGUCGACUAUCAUCACUGUUAUCAAGCAGUACCUUCAGCAAACCAGUGGGCCAUCUCCACAAACAUGAACAGCAGGCAACACUUUGACUGACUUGUAUCGUUUCACCCAAAGUGAAACCUCAUUGUUUGUUAGUUCCUCUUUUUACUCACUGUUGGUGUUUUUUUUUUCUUUUCUUGUACAUCCAUUCAUCCAUUUUCUGUACCACUUAUCCUAACAAAGGUUUCCGUGUGACCUGGAGCCAAUCCGUGCUGACUUCAGGUGAGGGUCUGUCUACACCAUAAACUGGUUGCUAGCCAUUCGCAGGGCAUGUAUUAACUAACAAUAAAUCCCGUUCACGUUCAGACCUACGGGCCAGAAAAACAUGCUAACUCCCCAGAGAAGUACCAGAUAAAGCUCCAUGAAGUUAUAUUUUUCUUCACAUAUACAAUGUCAUUCGGAAGAAAUUUGACAGUUUAAGUUAAGACGACGUUAUUGUUGGAACCUGAGAAUGUUUUCCCCCAAGGUGGCCUUUAUCUGCUAUCGGUUGGGGCGUAUCUCAGUCCUCGCCUCCCUAAACGACCUGACGCUCCCACUCAUCAGCACACAGAGUUGCAUUGUUGAUUUCCGUACAUGGGAAGGGAACACUGUGCGUACCGAGUGGGUGCAGAAUACAAUGCACACAACAUUCUUUGAGCAAAACUACUGAUUAAACCUUUGAUUGAGCAAUGUUUAACGAUUUCUGUGUUGUAGUCAGUAGCUUGUACAUAGACUAGAUUGGAGAGGCCUGAUGGGAUAAAGUGCAAUUGUUAGGCAGCAUCCAGUUUUAUUUUUUCCCCAAUAAAAUAAAUGUAUCAUGCGCUUUCUCUCCUGGCUGACCACGAGAUGCUUGAAAGUGGCCACGUCAACGAACUAUCCAAAGGGAAGACACAUUUUCUGGACAUAGGCAUAGCUAGCAAGCUAACCGCAUGUGGGAAAGACGCAUUUUCAGGACAUGGGCAUAGCUAGGUAGCUAGCCGCAUGUAGCAAUUGUAGAGAACAAAGGCUCUCAAGUUCUUUUAUAAUGGGGAGGGGCAACUCCUGCAGACUAGCUGCCUACCACAGAAGCUGUUAACCCUCAGAAAAUUGUCUCAUUUUGAUCCAGCUUUGGGUCUGCAAGAUCUCGUUUCUGGGUGUCUCUUUGACACUUUUUUCGUGAUGGCCUGUCUGUCUCUCUUUCAUUCUUAAUGAACUGCCUCUUGUAUUAUAUAUUGUAACACUACCCUGUGAUCUUGCUGUGCGUAUUCCCAUUCAUUCAGGUCACGCGUUCCUCUACGUUAGGUAAUAAAUAGUUGGUUGGGUUUCUUUCCACACUAACAGCUGUUCUAUGUAGCCUUGGCGCAUUAACGGAUGAAAGCUCAGAUGACAAGCGAAACAUCUCCCAAGACAGACAGAACAGUCCAAUUACUAUUUAAUACUCUGAGACUCUUCAAAUAAUUCUUUCAAGGGAAGUGGGGUUCAUAUUGGGUCAGCUACCAUGAACUACCAUGAACACUUUUCAUUAUUAAGUGACACACAUCUGUUGUUGUUUUUUUUUUUUUUUUUAAAUUCCUAUUGGGUUAGGAAGGUCCAUAAAGGGGGUUAUUGCAAAAAAAAAAAAAAAGUUUGGAACCACUGGACUAGGGAAUUGUACUAGUGUUCCAAAGCUACUGGUCUGCUGACAGAGGGUGUUGUAAGUAUUGAAGACAAGUUGGGACAUUUGUAGGAAUUGGUAGCGCCGACAUUCAAGGUUUAAUCAGCCUCUAUUGCUGCAGAAACGCUUUGAGUUAUCAACGUAUCUCUUGUUCUCUCUAAAAGUAAUUUUGAAAUAUACAUUAUUUGUUGGAUGUUUUGUGUUUUUUUUUUUUUUUUAACCCCUGGCAGUGUACAAUUUCAAGCUAUUCAAGUGAUUUGAAGUGCUCAACUUUAAAUGGAAAAUUGGGAGAAAUUGGGAUAUUCUCAAACUUUUGACCAGUAACUCCAUCAGCUCCGCAGCCCAAUCUCUUAUCUCUGAACACGACUCUGGACGGCCUGUGUUAUGAACACUUGGCACCUGACUUUGAUUACUACUCAGUGUAUGUUCUGCGCUGUAACAAUAUUUGCCAUUGGUUAUUUAUCGAUUGUGUGUUGUGAAAUAAAUGAUUCAGUUCCUU